AUGCUGAUAAUGUUAUCUAAAAGUGUCCGUCGCUACGUCAUCUCUACGCUGCCCAAACCUGCUAAUUCUAUUACAAAGUACCAUGUAGGAGUGCGGGAGACGCUGGGGGGUACCGACGCACUCAUUAAGCAAAAGCAGGAGCUGCGUACCCAAGGGGCCGUGUCUUUGAGUCUCGACACGCCUGUAUUUCAAGUAUAUGGUAGCAAUACGGACAUUGGUAAGACUAUUGUGGCCACUGGAAUUUGUCGUCAUGCUGUCACCAUUGCAGCGGUCACUGGAGGACGGGUGGAGUACAUUAAACCACUGCAGACCGGAACCGAUGACGAUAUCCCCGGGUCUUUUCCUGGUGACGCGUCUUUCGUCAAGAAGCACGCGCUGCUAACGAACCAGAUGCAGGGACUAUUAGAGUGCUCCACAUUAUAUUCGUGGAAGAAUCCCGUAUCGCCGCAUCUUGCGGCGAAGAUGGAGGGACAUACUAUUACGGACGAAGCGCUGCUGGAGCUGCUGGCUGACAAGCUCAAAGCUAUUAACAAAGUUAAUGCAGACAAGGCUGCAGAGAGUUUGGUGCUUGUGGAGACGGCGGGGGGGUGUGGCAUAUCUACGACAAUGUCGGCACUUGAAACGCUGUUGAUACGUGGAUAUGAUGUGGCUGCCAUCUGUCUGAUUGAACAAGAUGGUCUGGAUAAUGCGACAGCUUUGGAGCCGCGGGCUGGCGAACUUGGUAUUCCGAUCUUUACAAUGAGCGCUGUCCCGCCAAUGCCAGAACCGCUGAACAAGUGGUUCCUGGAACACAACGACGUAUUUGCAGAUGUGAACAAGGCGCUGAAGUUAUUCCACAAAUUGCGUCUUGACAGGUUUAAUCACAUGAAAGAACGUGCGGAAAACGUGUUCUGGUGGCCAUUCACCCAGCAUAAGAAGAUCGGUGGGCUGUCCAUGAUUGAUUCUGCUCAUGGCGAUGAAUUUAGUGUGUACCGUCCGGAAUACAACAUGGUGGAACCACUAUUUGAUGCGUGUGCGAGCUGGUGGACUCAGGGUGUCGGACAUGGUAACUCAAAAAUGGCAAUGGCAUUAGCAUACGCGGCGGGCCGCUACGGCCACGUGAUGUUCCCUGAGAAUGCGCACGAGCCUGCAUUGCAACUCAGUGAAAGGCUGCUCACGUCGGUUGGCAAGGGCUGGGCCUCGCGCGUUUACUAUUCAGACGACGGAUCGACGGCUGUGGAGGUCGCUCUCAAGAUGGCGUUCCGUAAAUAUGUGCUCGACCACAAGCUGGACUAUAGCGAAUUCACGUCUGAUGAGGCAACGGGAUUCAAAAUGGUCACACUCGCCCAGGCUAACUGCUAUCACGGCGACACACUUGGUGUGAUGUGCGUUGCAGAGAAGAGCGUAUUCAACGAGAAGCAGCACCCAUGGUACCGACCCGAAGGUGUCUUUUUGAAAGUUCCAACAAUAGCGCUGCGUGGCGGCUUGUACGUACUUUCGAUCGACCCUGAAAUAACCGGCAAUGAGCAGACGGAGGAUACACUUCCCUCUUUCAAUGCUGCCUUCGAUGUUUCGCGUGACCAAAGUCCGUUGGCCGAUAUGUAUCGCAAGCACGUGGCUCACAUGAUCGAAUGUAUUGAAGAGAAGAACGUUCGUGUGGGGUCUGCGCUUAUAGAGCCUGUACUAAUGGGCUCAGGUGGCAUGUUCCUAGUGGAUCCGCUCUACCAGCGUGUGCUCGUGCAGGAAUGCCGUUCUCGAAAAAUUCCGGUCAUCUACGACGAGGUGUUUUCGGGUUGUUGGCGUUUGGGUGUGGAGUCAGCGCGUGAUCUGCUCGGUGUUGACCCGGACAUCGCAUGCUAUGCCAAGCUGCUGACUGGUGGCGUGGUCCCAAUGGCUGCCACGCUCACGUCGGAGGAGGUUUUCAGCACUUUCUACGCGGACUCAAAGGGAGAGGCACUGCUCCAUGGCCACUCUUUCACAGCGUACCCAAUGGGUUGCGCUGCUGCCGUGACUGCUCUAGACAUGUACCAGAUUUUGAACAACGCCACUGCCCCCACCAAGGAUGCUACACGUGCAUACUGGGACGUCGACGUUCUUACAAAGCUUUCCACCAAAAGGUAUAUUGAGCGUACGUUUGCUAUCGGCACGGUUGCAUGUGUGGAGCUGGCCUCGGAGAAUGCAGGUUACGCAUCGACUGAAGCUGCAAAACUCAUCCAAGUUUUGCGCAAAAACGGCAUAUACGCUCGUUCUCUGGGCAAUGUGCUGUACAUGAUGUGCUCACCACUGACGACCCAAGAAGACUGCAACAAGUACCUGACAACGCUCACUCAGCAGAUUGAGCUACUAGUAGCCAAGAAGUAA
Messenger RNA from Peronospora farinosa, 2340 nucleotides. Lineage: Eukaryota; Oomycota; Peronosporomycetes; Peronosporales; Peronosporaceae. The record is from the annotation of a GenBank genome assembly.